AUGGCUGAAGUCGAAGUGCAGCGCGUCCUGGCGACGAUCAACCAGGUCUUCGUCUUCCAGAUCCCGCCGCAGACGUCGGCAGCCGGCCACAGAGCCGACUCGUGGCCCAGCACGCCGGCAUGGACCGGCCGCUUGCAGGUCUCGUCCGUCGGCGAAGACGCCGUCAUUGAGCUCAAGGAUCCCAACACAGGCGCCUUGUUCGCAGCCUGCCCGAUCAAGGCUGGCGGACCGCCUGCCAUUCAAAAAGUCGUCGACAGUAGUCGCUACUUCGUCCUGCGCGCCGUCGAUCGCGCCUCUGGCCGCCACGCCUUCAUCGGCAUUGCGUUUAACAACCGCAGCGACGCCUUCGACUUCAACGUUGCUAUCGACGACUUCAACAAGGAACUAAAGCGCGAGAAGACUCAGCAGCAGACCACCACUUCGGCCCCACCUGUCGACUACUCGCUUAAGGAGGGCCAGACCAUUCGGGUCAAGCUCAACACCAAGAAGAAGAGCGCCGACAAAGCCGAGGAGGAGGACGAUAUCGAUCCGUUCGCCUCGUCGAGCUCGCCGAAGAAGGCGAGCAGCAGCACCACUGCUAGCGGUGAAACCGAUCUGCUGGGGUUCUCCAGCGCUGCGUCGACCAGCAACUGGGAGACCUUUUAA
Molecule: messenger RNA, 645 nt
Organism: Phytophthora sojae
Lineage: Eukaryota; Oomycota; Peronosporomycetes; Peronosporales; Peronosporaceae
Exons: 6
Coding region: 1-645 (214 amino acids)
Biological process (GO): endocytosis
Cellular component (GO): membrane; clathrin vesicle coat
Source: RefSeq, a predicted model, not a curated record